CGGAAGGCUAUAUCCGUAAUUUAGCGAUCAACGAAAUCCUCCUGCCUGCAUCUUGUUCCAGCGACCUCGUUUCGCCAAUUCGCCACUGCUGCAAACCCUAACUGUUGCCAUUUGAAGAAGCUCCCUCAACCCUGAUUUUAAUUCAGUUGUAUCAAUGACGUCGUCAAAGAAACAUCACAAGGAGAAAGUUAUUCGCCGCAAAGAGGAGAAAGCAGAACAGCCGGAGUUGCCAAAAUACAGAGACAGAGCAAAGGAGCGAAGAGAAGAUCAAAAUCCUGAUUAUGAGCAGACUGAAUUGGGUUCUUUUCACGCCGUUGCGCCUCCUGGAAAUGUUGAUCUCCGGGCAGCUGAAGCACAGAAGUUAUCCAUUGAGAAGAGCAAGUAUCUUGGAGGUGAUGUGGAACACACGCAUUUGGUCAAAGGAUUGGAUUACGCUUUACUUAACAAAAUAAGAAGCGAGAUUGACAAAAAGCCAGAUGCUGAAGAUGAGGCUGAUGCAAAGUCUAGGGCAUCUAAGGAAGACCAAAAAUUGUCAUUUCGAACUGCAACUGCAAAGUCGGUGUACCAAUGCAUAGUCAAGCCACAAGCUGUUAUAAAAACCAAUGAGAUGUUCCUUCCUGGUAGGAUGUCAUUUAUUUUCAACAUGGAGGGUGGAUACACUCAUGAUAUCCCAACCACCUUGCAUAGGAGCAAAGCCGACUGUCCGCAACCAGAGGAAAUGGUAACUGUCAGUGUUGAUGGUUCUGUACUUGAUCGAAUUGCUAAAAUUAUGUCAUAUCUUCGUCUUGGAUCUUCUGGAAAGGUUCUCAAGAAGAAAAAGAAGGAGAAAGAUGCAAAAGUUAUAGGAAAGAUUUCAAUUAUUGGUAAUGAAUUUGUUGAAGAGGAUAAGCCCUCGAAGCCUGAUGCUGGGACUUCGAAGAAUGAAACUAAAAGAGAGAUUUUGCCUCCGCCCCCACCUCCACCUCCUGGUCCUCCCCCGAGGAAAAAUCAUAUAGAUUCAAAAGCACAACAAGGCCCAACUAUGGCUAGAGCAGAUGAGGAUGACAUUUUUGUUGGGGAUGGUGUUGACUAUGCUAUUCCUGGUAAGGAUUUGAGUCAAAGCCCUCUCUCUGAAGACAUGGAAGAGUCUCCCCGGAACAAGGAAAAAGUUUCUUAUUUUGAUGAACCUGUUUAUGGUCCCGUCCAACCCUAUGGGGCGCCUCAGGAAUGGCAAGAAACAAAUGGAUACGAUGCAACACAAACACAAAUGGCUGGGGCCUACCAGGGUGAGUGGCCGGCGGAGUACCAAUAUGCUGAGCAAAUGGCUUAUCCUGAACAGUACCUCCAGCCAAAUAUGGAGGGUUAUGAUGUUGAAGCAGGCCUAAACAUACAGGAUCCACGCUUUAUGACUCAAGAAGAGAAGGAUCGGGGUUUAGGAUCUGUGUUCAAGCGUGAUGACCAAAGACUUCAACAAUUGAGGGAGAAAGAUGCCCGAGAAAAGGAUCCCAACUUCAUCUCAGAGAGUUAUUCUGAAUGUUACCCUGGCUAUCAAGAGUAUAAUCGGGAGAUCGUUGACAGCGACGAUGAAGAUGACUUGUCAAAAAUGGAUAUGGGGGGACGAGCUAAGGGUCGUCUUCACCGAUGGGACUUUGAGACAGAAGAAGAAUGGGCAACAUACAAUGAGCAGAAGGAAGCUAUGCCGAAGGCAGCAUUCCAAUUUGGCGUGAAGAUGCAAGAUGGUCGAAAGACACGAAAGCAAAACAAGGACCAGAAGAUCACUAAUGAUCUGCACAAGAUCAACAAGAUACUUGCCAGAAAGAAGAUGGAUAAGGACAUCGAUGGAGAGGGCGGCGGCGGCGGCCAUUACGACGAUGAUGUACAGCCUGGCAAGAAGCUUCGUGUUUGAAUUGAAGCUAGUUAGUUAGGUUAACAAAUUGUAAUAUUUAUUGGGAAAAUUUUGAUGUACCUUAAACUGCUUUGAAGUGAAUGGGAAAUAUGAGAAACCAUUUCCUUUUCCU
Prunus persica (peach) is the source of this 1997-nucleotide messenger RNA. Its product is annotated as suppressor of mec-8 and unc-52 protein homolog 2. Gene Ontology annotation, biological process: mRNA splicing, via spliceosome. The coding region runs from base 155 to 1885 and encodes 576 amino acids. The record is from RefSeq and is a predicted model, not a curated record. The transcript has 11 exons. Gene Ontology annotation, cellular component: nucleus. NCBI's taxonomy places the organism in Eukaryota, Viridiplantae, Streptophyta, Magnoliopsida, Rosales, Rosaceae.